Molecule: messenger RNA, 1883 nt
Organism: Lotus japonicus
Lineage: Eukaryota; Viridiplantae; Streptophyta; Magnoliopsida; Fabales; Fabaceae
Exons: 22
Coding region: 151-1836 (561 amino acids)
Biological process (GO): pyrimidine nucleobase biosynthetic process; CTP biosynthetic process
Molecular function (GO): CTP synthase activity; identical protein binding
Source: RefSeq, a predicted model, not a curated record
AAAAGGAACUCCCAUUUUCAACUUCCUCAUGUUCAGUGCCUGAGUGAGACUAGCUAACCAAAACCAUAUAUCAACCUUCCCGCUCAGACAUAAUCACAAACACUUCAUCUUCAUCUUCAUCUUCAUCUUCAUCUUCCCCCAAAUCACGAAAUGAAAUACGUUCUGAUCACCGGAGGAGUCGUCAGCGGCCUCGGCAAAGGCGUCACCGCCAGCAGCAUCGGCGUCGUGCUCAAAGCUUGUGGCCUCCGCGUCACUUCCAUCAAAAUCGAUCCGUACUUGAACAUAGACGCAGGGACCAUGUCUCCGUUUGAGCACGGAGAGGUUUUUGUUCUUGAUGAUGGAGGAGAGGUUGAUUUGGAUUUGGGAAAUUAUGAGCGUUUUCUGGAUGUUACUCUCACCAGGGAUAACAACAUCACCACUGGAAAAAUCUACCAGUCUGUUCUUGAGAAGGAGCGUAAAGGGGAUUACCUUGGGAAGACUGUUCAGGUGGUUCCGCACAUCACUGAUGCGAUUAAAGAUCGGAUUGAGUCUGUUGCUGUGAUCCCUGUGGGUGGAAAUGAAGGGCCUGCUGAUGUUUGCGUGAUUGAGCUGGGAGGCACUGUGGGUGAUAUUGAAUCUAUGCCUUUUAUUGAGGCUCUGCGGCAAUUGUCCUUUCAAGUGGGACCUGACAACUUCUGUCUCAUCCAUGUUAGCCUGAUACCAGUGUUGGGUGUAGUGGGAGAGCAAAAAACAAAGCCUACACAACACAGUGUCAGGGAACUGAGAGCAUUGGGCUUGACGCCUCAUCUUUUAGCCAGUCGCUCUGCUGAGCCUCUACUCCAAAGUACCAAGGAAAAACUGUCACAGUUUUGCCAUGUUCCAGUUGAUAAUAUUCUGAAUAUCCAUGAUGUACCAAACAUUUGGCACAUUCCCCUUUUACUUAGAAACCAAAAUGCUCACCAUUCAAUUCUACAGCAGCUUAACUUACUCAACCACGCCACACCUCCUGAUUUACAACAAUGGACAGAGAUGGCGGAGUCCUAUGAUAAUCUUACUGUAUCUGUGAGGAUUGCAAUGGUGGGAAAAUAUGUUGGUCUAACUGAUUCAUAUUUAUCUGUUGUAAAGGCCCUUCUGCAUGCUUGCGUUGCUAGUUCAUUGAAGCCAUCCAUUGACUGGAUUGCUGCUUCUGACCUUGAAGAUGACAGUGCGGAAUCCACACCAGAAGCACAUGCUGCAGCGUGGACGACUCUGAGGAGCGCAGCUUGUGUCUUGGUUCCUGGGGGAUUUGGAGAUCGUGGUGUGAGAGGUAUGAUGCUAGCUGCCAAAUAUGCUAGAGAGAACAAUGUUCCUUACCUAGGGAUUUGCUUGGGCAUGCAAAUUGCUGUAAUUGAGUUUGCUAGAUCAGUUUUGGGGUUGGAAAGAGCAAACAGUGUAGAGUUUGAUGCCCAAACACCAAAUCCUGUUGUGAUUUUCAUGCCAGAGGGUUCACGAACGCAUAUGGGAAGUACCAUGAGGCUUGGAUCUCGAAGAACACUCUUACAGACACCUGAUUGUAUCACUUCCAAGCUGUACGGAAAUUCAGAGUAUGUGGAUGAACGACAUCGACAUAGAUAUGAGGUAAAUCCGGAUGUUAUUGGAACUUUAGAAGAAGGUGGGCUAAAAUUUGUUGGGAAGGAUGAAAGUGGAAAACGAAUGGAGAUUUUAGAGCUUCCAAGUCAUCCAUUCUAUGUAGGUGUGCAAUUCCACCCAGAAUUUAAGUCACGGCCAGGGAGACCAUCUGCUUUGUUUUUAGGUCUCAUAUUGGCAGCAACAGGGAGGUUGGAAGCACAUGUUAGUAGGCAUCAGAAUGGAUGCUGAUAUAAGAUUUGUAACUGUAGGACUCACUUCUACAAUAUUUUUGUAAG